AUGGACAACAUCCUCCGUCAGAAUCACAAGAAGAAGGUGGAACAAUUCGAGAAUGACAUUAAAAAAGAGUUUGAGCAAGUGAAAAAGUGCUCUUUCUUGGCAGACACCUCAUCACAUUCGCAUUGUUUGCAGUGAAAUGGAUUCGAUUCAAAUCGACGUCGAGCCGAACGACGUGGAAAUCACUUCGGACGACCGUGGCUACUGGGAACACGACAUCACGAAUCGGUCGCCGUUCGCGCUCGUCUGCCGCGUCCGCGCCACCAGCUCCUACCUGCUCACCGUCAGUAAAAACGUGUUCCUGCUCGAGGCCAACGACACGUUUAUGCUGAAAGUGCUGCGUGCCGCCCAUCCCAUCCGCUCUCAUCAUCUCAAGUUCGACGUCGUCAAGUAUUGUGCGACUUUUCAUCCAAUCAAUUUGCAUGACUACUUCUCCGGACCGUAUCCUUACAAAACGUUCGUCGUUCGCUAUCACGGUGCACCCAGAUAUUGGUACACAAUUGAAUUUUGAUCGAUACCAAUCUACCGUAAUCCAGGUCGGACGCGUUGGAGCUCAAUGAUUGGUUCAUGAAUCACGACGAUCUGAAGGAGAUGAUGGACGAGGAGAUGAAGAAGACGUCGAAGGAGAAGAAGUCGUCGCAGCAGGACGAGACGGACAAACCGGCGCGGGAGCAGGAGAGCAGUGACAGUGAGUACGAAGAGGCGAUGGACGAGAUUCCCGACGGCAAUACGGUAGGAAGCACAUGUGCAGCAAAAGCAAGAAACAAUUUUAGGCCAACGUGAAUCUGACGAACGUGUUUCUGAUGGCGGUGCAAGAUGUGGACGGAGACAAAAAGAGCAGCGGAUCGGACAGCGACGAGAAAGACGACGAGGCGGCGGCGCCGGACCCGAACGAAUUCGACGGAUGGGGCGAGAGUUUGAAUGGAUAA
Caenorhabditis sp. 36 PRJEB53466 is the source of this 926-nucleotide messenger RNA. The record is from the annotation of a GenBank genome assembly. NCBI's taxonomy places the organism in Eukaryota, Metazoa, Nematoda, Chromadorea, Rhabditida, Rhabditidae.